AUGUUUGCUCCAACGAACCGCCUGCUUGCGGCGUUGCCCGUCAGCGUCGCCGAGUUCCGCGAGUCUCUAGCUUCCAUAUGGCUUCCUCGCGUCCGCGUCCGGAGCCCGCGUCUGGGUCUGGCUGUCAGUGGAGGUGUAGAUUCCAUGGCCCUCGCCACCCUGUGUGCCGAUCUAUCAGAUGAGAUCAACGAAGAUGAUGACACCGAUGUCUUCACGGCAUUCAUCGUCGAUCAUCAACUACGCAAGGGCAGCAGCGAGGAAGCACUGGAAGUCCAGGAAAACCUCUACAAGCUGGGGGUGGCCUCUGAGAUUCUCCAGAUGCAAUGGCCUGAAGGAACAGAUACAAAAUCCCUGACCAACCUAGAGACUCUUGCAAGAAGAUUUAGAUUCCGCCUGCUUGGUCAGGCUUGCCGCGACCAUGGAAUCGAGUCUUUGCUCCUUGCCCAUCACAGUGAUGAUCAGGCAGAAACCGUCAUGAUGAGACUCAUCGAGGGCCACAGAGGCAUGGGCCUGCGCGGCAUGAGAGCAGCUGGAGAUAUUCCAGAGUGUUUUGGCAUGCACGGCGUCCACCAAAGCCACGCCGAAUGGAUGACCGACGACGAGCCUCAACCACGACCCAAACCCCAGCGCCGCGUCGACGUCGAAUUCUGGGGCGUUCAGGUCCUACGCCCGCUGCUUUCAUUCAGCAAAGCUAGGUUGACGGCUACUUGCGAGGCUUCGGGAACUCCACAUGUCUAUCAGAACUAUCGACUGCCCGCAGCCAUCAGCAAGCCGGCCCUGCUGCAGCUAACGCAGCGCACAGCGGACAGAAUCCAAGGACGUGACCAGGAAGUCGAAAGUCUCCUGCAAAAACUCGAUGCCGUACUGGACCUUCGCUCAGGGGAGCUCGCCAUCCGCUUUGCACGCUACUUCUACCCGCCCACCAUAACGCGCCGCCUGACUUAUACCACGCGUCUGAGGUCUAACACGCUCAAAAUCCCAGACAACUACACUCCCUUCUUCGACCCCAGCAACGAGUGGGUAAACAUUGAAGAAUGCAAAAUCGUCGCCGCCAUGCUGGUCCGGCGGCUGGCCAACCUCGUUUCGCCGCGCGAGAUGGUCGACCUCUCUUCGCUCGAGACGGCAGUGCGCCACCUCUUCCCGCGCCUCUACAUCCACAACCCUUUGGACGACGUGCCCGACAAGGUCCCGGCCUCCUUCACCGCCGCCGGCGUGCUCUUCGAGCGCGUCCAGACGCCCGACGACUACUUCCCCUACUACACCUGGAUGCUGAGCCGGCAGCCCUACCCCCGCGGCGAGGACCCAACCGUCGUCAUCCCACCAAAGCCCUCCUCCUCCCCCUCCUCAUCCCUCGCUCCUGGCGACGAGAUUCCCUUUUCCGACGACGUUGACUCCGCCUCCUCCUAUCCCUCCUCAUCCUCCUCCCAACUUCCGGACUCCUCCGACCCCGACGCAGCAUCAUCGUCGUCAUCAUCAUCCCCCUUCACCCUCUACGACGGCCGCUGGUGGCUCCGCGUCCACAACCCCUCCACAACCCACCCCCUCACCAUCCGCCCCUUCCGCCAGUCCGACCUCAAACCGCUGCGCGCCGCCCUCACGGGUCCCAUGCGCGCCCGCUUCGAGGCGCUGCGCACCGACGCUGCCAGAAGCAAGGCGCGCUUCGUCCUGCCCGUCAUCGCUGCGCCUGCCUCGUCCAUCCCUGCUGCGUCUGCUGCUGCUGCUGGCUCUACCAAUGACGACCUCGACCUCGACUCAGACGUCGCCGAAGGAGAAGCGCUGGAGACGGCGACGAACGAAGGUGCCGCCACCGACGCCGACGUCGUCAUCGCCGUCCCCACUUUCGGCGUCAAGGUCAACGUCGGCGACGCGGCGCGCGCUUGGAAGGACCUGCGGUGGGAGGUGCGGUACAAGAAGCUGGACGCGCCCGUCGUGGUCAGAGACUUGUGGGACGAGCCGCCGGCAGAGGAGGGUGAAGAAGAGGAGGCAGUAGUAGCUGGCGGGCAGCAGGAGGUGCUGCUCGAUGAGAUGAUGAAGGAAGUGGAAGAGGAGAUUGAUGCGGUGACGACGCCCGAAGAGGACGUGCCGUUUGUGAUGGAUGAGCAUGAGCGCGAGCGCGGGAAUGGUAGGUGA
Molecule: messenger RNA, 2130 nt
Organism: Lasiodiplodia theobromae
Lineage: Eukaryota; Fungi; Ascomycota; Dothideomycetes; Botryosphaeriales; Botryosphaeriaceae
Product: Pp-loop family protein
Exons: 3
Coding region: 1-2130 (709 amino acids)
Biological process (GO): tRNA processing
Molecular function (GO): ligase activity, forming carbon-nitrogen bonds; ATP binding
Source: RefSeq, a predicted model, not a curated record